This is a messenger RNA of Grus americana (Whooping crane), 4168 nucleotides long. It is a transcript of the gene ADAMTS14, whose product is annotated as ADAM metallopeptidase with thrombospondin type 1 motif 14. The record is from RefSeq and is a predicted model, not a curated record. Gene Ontology annotation, molecular function: metalloendopeptidase activity. Bases 92 to 3676 code for a protein of 1194 amino acids. Gene Ontology annotation, cellular component: extracellular matrix. Lineage: Eukaryota; Metazoa; Chordata; Aves; Gruiformes; Gruidae. The transcript is spliced from 22 exons. Gene Ontology annotation, biological process: proteolysis; extracellular matrix organization.
CCCCGGCGGCGGCGGCGGGGGGAGGCGGUCGCCGUUCGCCGCCCGCCCCGCAUCCCGCCCGCCCCGCAUCCCGCCGCGCCGCCGGCCCCAAAUGGAUUAUCUGCGGCUGGUGCUCUCCUGCCUCGUCCCCCUGCACGGCUGCCUGGCCGCCGGCAGCGCCCCAGAGCUCCUUCUGUCCGGCAAACUCAGCGAGUAUGGUGUGAUCGUCCCCUUCAGCGCCGAUUCCCGGGGCCGCUUCCUCUCGCACGUGGUGUCCGGCGACGCGGCGGUGGGCAUCGGUCAAGCCGCUUGUCCAUCGGCCCCGCGCCCGUCCCGUCGCCGCGUCCCCCGCAGCCCCCUGGAUGAGUCCCCCCGGCUCCGCGGGGCCGGCGGCCGCUUGCUCUACUUCAACGUCACGGUUUUCGGGAAGGAGCUGCACCUCCGGCUGAGGCCCAACCGACGGUUAGUGCCGCCCGGCGCUGUGGCCGAAUGGCAGGAGGAUUUUGAGGUGCUUUUCCAGGAACCCCUCCGACAGCGGUGCCUUUUCACCGGCGACAUCUCCGGCAUGCCCGGCGCCACCGUGGCCAUCAGCAACUGCGACGGACUGGCUGGCCUGAUUCGGACAGACAGCAACGAGUUCUUCAUCGAGCCCCUGGAGAGGGGGCAGCAGGAGACGGAGGAGCACGGGAGGGCCCACGUGGUGUACCGCCGGUCGGCCAUCCGGCAGGACAGCACCGAGCCCCGCCACGACCUCCGCCCCGAAGUGCCCGGCGUGCGGGUGGGCGAUCUCCCCAACUCCCUGGAGCUGAUGACGGAGCGGCUGGGGGACGCGGAGCGCAAGAGGCGCCACGCCAAGAAGGACGACUACAACAUUGAGGUCUUGCUGGCAGUGGAUGACUCCGUCGUACGCUUCCACGGGAAGGAACACGUCCAGAACUACGUCCUCACCCUCAUGAACAUAGUGGAUGAAAUCUAUCAUGACGAGUCCCUGGGCGUUCACAUCAACAUCGUGCUGGUCAGGAUGAUCAUGGUGGGAUACCGCCAGUCAGUCAGCCUGAUAGAGCGAGGGAACCCGUCUCGGAGCUUGGAGCAGGUCUGCCGCUGGGCUCACUCGCAGCAGCGCUCUGACCCGGAGCACGCUGAGUACCACGACCACGCUGUAUUCCUCACCAGGCAAGAUUUUGGUCCCGCAGGUAUGCAAGGCUAUGCACCGGUGACGGGGAUGUGCCACCCGCUGCGCAGCUGCACCCUCAACCACGAAGACGGCUUCUCCUCGGCGUUCGUUGUCGCCCACGAGACCGGCCACGUGUUAGGCAUGGAGCACGACGGCCAGGGCAACCGCUGCGCCGACGAGACCAGCAUGGGGAGCAUCAUGGCCCCGCUGGUCCAGGCCGCCUUCCACCGCUACCACUGGUCCCGCUGCAGCAAGCAGGAGCUCAACCGCUACAUUCACUCCUACGACUGCCUCCUGGAUGACCCCUUCGAGCACCAGUGGCCCACGUUACCCGAACUGCCGGGCAUUAACUACUCCAUGGAUGAGCAGUGCCGCUUCGACUUCGGCGUGGGCUACAAAACGUGCACGGCGUUCCGUACCUUCGACCCCUGCAAGCAGCUGUGGUGCAGCCACCCGGACAACCCCUACUUCUGCAAGACCAAGAAGGGGCCACCCUUGGAUGGGACCGAGUGUUCUCCGGGCAAGUGGUGCUUCAAGGGUCACUGCAUCUGGAAGACGUCGGAGCAGCCGUACAGCCAGGACGGCAGCUGGAGCUCCUGGUCCAAGUUCGGCUCUUGCUCCAGGACCUGCGGGGGAGGCGUUCGCUCUCGCAGCCGGAGCUGCGACAACCCGCCCCCGGCGUACGGCGGGCGCCACUGCCCGGGAGCCACCUACGAGUACCAAGUGUGCAACGCCGAGGAGUGCCCGGGGCCCUACCAGGAUUUCCGUGCCCAGCAGUGCUCCAAGCGCAACUCCUACUACACCCACCAGAACAGCAAGCACGCCUGGCUUCCCUACGAGCAUCACGAUGAUGCUCAGAAGUGUGAGCUGAUCUGCCAGUCCGAGGGAACGGGGGAUGUGGUGUUCAUGAACCAGGUGGUUCACGACGGUACCCGCUGCAGCUACCGAGACCCCUACAGCAUCUGCGUCCGGGGCGAGUGCGUGCACGUCGGCUGUGACAAGGAGGUCGGCUCCCUGAAGCAGGAUGACAAGUGCGGGGUCUGCGGGGGGGACAACUCCCACUGCCGGACGGUGAAGGGCACGCUGGCCAAGACCCCCAAGCAGCCGGCGGGUGUUUUGAAGAUGUUUGAGAUUCCGGCUGGGGCGAGACACCUUCAGAUAGAAGAGAUGGAGCCAGCAUCCCACAGCAUCGCUGUCAAGAAUCAAGCCACGGGUAACUUCAUCCUUAACGCCAAGGGCAAAGAAGCCAAAAGCCAAAUGUUCAUUGAGAUGGGCUUGGAGUGGGAAUACACCGUCGAACGUGGCAAGGAGAGCCUGAAAACCAGUGGUCCUCUGCACGAGGCCAUCAGCGUUUUGGUCAUCCCUCAGGAGGAGGAGACGAGGAGCAGCCUGAUGUACCGGUACAUCAUCCACGAAGACCUGCUGCCCAUGAUCGGAAACAACAAUGUCCUGCUUGAGGAGAUGGAUUCCUACGAGUGGGCCCUCAAGAGCUGGUCUCAGUGCUCCAAGGCGUGCGGAGGAGGUAGCUUGCCCUUCGUAGCGACCUACAGCGCGUGCUUGGGAGGUUGCUCGGGCAUCCAGUACACCAAAUAUGGCUGCCGGCGGAAAAGCGACAACCGGAUGGUGCAUAGAAACUUCUGCGACAACAGCAAGAAGCCGAAGCCGAUCCGGCGGCGUUGUAACCUCCAGGAGUGCUCCCAGCCAGCCUGGGUGGCCGAGGAGUGGGGCGCCUGCAGCAAGUCCUGCGGCAAGCUGGGGGUGCAGGCGCGGGCGGUGCAGUGCGUGCAGCGGCUGCAGGACGGCACCAACCGCACCCUGCACGCCAAGUACUGCCCCGGGCAGCGGCCCGAGACGCGACGGCCAUGCAGCCGCCUGCCGUGCCCCGCACAGUGGAGGACGGGCGCCUGGUCGGAGUGCUCGGCGAGCUGCGGGGAAGGCGUCCAGCAGCGGCAGGUGGUUUGCAAAGGCGGCGAGAGCGGCGGGCGCUGCGAGGGUGACAAACCGGAGGCCGUCCAGGGCUGCCACGUGGCCCUCUGCCCGGGGAACCUCUCCGGCAUCACCGCCAGCACCGACGCCGGUGACCACGGCACGCCCAAAGGGCAGCAAGCGCCCCAGGAUGGCUCCAAAAACCCGGUUAGCAAGAUCUCCCCCAGGGAGCCUUGCCUCGGGGACAAGUCCAUCUUUUGCCAGAUGGAGGUCCUGGCCCGUUACUGCUCCAUCCCCGGCUACAACAAGCUCUGCUGCGAAUCCUGCGGCAAGAAAGCCUCCUCCGCCACUGGCUCGCCCCCCGUCACCGACCCCGGCGCUCCCGCGGGAACCGCCACUCCCAACCCCGCUACCCCUGCUGCCUGGGGGGGACCCGGUGGGGAGCCCACCCCGGUGCCUCGGGCUGCGACAGCCGCCGGAGGAGGGAUGAUGCCCGGAGGAGGGAUGAUGCCCGGAGGAGGGAUGCCCGGCAGCGGUGCUUUCCCCGGGGGGCUGCCAGCCCCCAGCGAGCCAAGCAAGGGACAGGCAGGCAGGUAACCCCCUCCGGACCACAUUGCCGCGGGGCUGGGGAAGCCUUUCGCCUCCCUCCCUCUCCUCCUCGCCCUCUUUUCCUCUUCCUCCCCCCUUACUUCCAGCGAUGGUUUUCACGGGUGAUGCUGCCUGGUUUGGAAAUGACCCCUCUCACCCAGAAAUUCCCAGGAAAACCACUUUUUUCUCAUGAUCCCCCCCACCCUCCCAAUGUGGUAUGGGUUUUUUUUGUUUUUUUUUUUUCGGCAGCGCCACGGAAAAAAGGGUGAAAAGUAGCAAAAAGAGCAACAGCGGCUUGGCUGCGGGUAGACGGGCCGCUUCCUUCCAAGGUGCUAAAAGGAUUUGGAGCCGGGGGGGGAGGCUUUAAUGUUGCUUUUUCCUUCCCCCUGCCCCAAGCAGCAGCAGCAGCACAAGAUGUGCUGGAGAAGAGAAUCCCGGCUCGGCGGUUCAGCCCCCGGCGCUCGGAGGUAGCGAUGGGAGGAUGCUGGGAAGCUGGGGGCC